Molecule: messenger RNA, 3762 nt
Organism: Penicillium pulvis
Lineage: Eukaryota; Fungi; Ascomycota; Eurotiomycetes; Eurotiales; Aspergillaceae
Product: putative cation chloride cotransporter
Exons: 4
Coding region: 1-3762 (1253 amino acids)
Biological process (GO): cell volume homeostasis; potassium ion homeostasis; potassium ion import across plasma membrane
Cellular component (GO): membrane
Molecular function (GO): potassium:chloride symporter activity
Source: RefSeq, a predicted model, not a curated record
AUGUCUCGCCGACGCCCGAACUUCGCAGCUCGGACCGCUGAAGCAGAUGAUUCACGCCUGGACCCAAACGAGCUGGACUCCUCUGCCAGUGCUGGAUUUUUGUCUCAAGCACCUGCCAUUUCGCUCCCCGAACAGGGGCUGGACCCCAUUGCUCCUGAACACCAUCACAAAUCAUGGUCCACAAACCCUUUUCAUGGCCUGAGCAGAUUGUGGGCUAGAAGAACAGACAAUGGCAAAGGACAAGAGAAUAAUGGAGAACCUGCACCGGCACAUAUGCCUCCCUCUGCAGGCCCCCUCUGCGAUAUCAAUGUCGACAAGAAGGAUAGGCAUGGGCAUCGACCUCGACCGGCGGAGGAGUCAAAGAAGCUUGGUACAUUCUCUGGUGUAUUUGUUCCUGUGACCCUGAAUGUACUGAGUAUUUUGAUGUUCUUGCGCUUCGGAUUUGUUCUGGGGCAAGGAGGUUUGCUGGGAAUACUAGGACUUCUCGCCGUCUCUUACACAAUCAAUUUGGUGACAACCAUGUCACUCUCUGCGAUCGCAACAAAUGGUACGGUUCGAGGCGGAGGUGCAUACUAUUUGAUAUCCCGAUCCCUCGGUCCCGAAUUCGGUGGAUCAAUUGGAAUUGUGUUCUACAUGGGCUAUGUCUUCAACACCGGUAUGAAUUCGGUCGGCCUAGUCGAUUGUUUCUUUCAGAACUUUGGUAGUACAUCCGGCAGCUUGGCAAAUUUCCUCCAAGAAGGGUUCUGGUGGUCGUAUCUGUGGGGAACCGUUUUGUUGGUCCUCUGUACCGCCAUCUGCUUUGCUGGAAGUUCUCUCUUUGCGAGAGCUAGUAAUGGCCUUUUGAUUAUUGUUUUGGUGGCGACUUUCAGUAUUCCGCUAUCUGCCAUAUUCAUGAAGCCAUUCUCCAGAGAAGGCGUGGAGUUUACUGGGCUGAGCCUGAAAACCCUCGCGGGAAAUCUCACACCCCACCUGACUAAAGGUGCUGCGGGGAGUCAGAUGAAAGGAAAGGAAAGCUUCCAAGAUCUGUUUGGCAUCUUGUUUCCCGCAACAGCAGGCAUUUUUGCAGGUGCGAGCAUGUCGGGUGAUCUUAAGAACCCAAGCAAAGCAAUUCCAAAAGGCACCUUGUCUGGCUUAGCUCUGACGUUCAUCACGUACACAAUGGUGAUCCUUGCAAUGGCGGCCUCCAUCACACGACAAUCCUUUUAUAACAAUGUGAACGUGAUUCAAAUCGUCAACUAUUCUGAUGGCCUAAUCCUGCUGGGAGAAUUCGCGACUAGUUUCUUCUCCGUAUUAAUGGGCGUCACCGGAUCCGCCAAGCUUCUCCAGGCCAUUGCUCGAGAUAGCUUAGUACCUGGUAUCAAAAUCUUUGGUCAAGGUACAAAGAAAAAUGAUGAGCCCAUCUAUGCAAUUAUCAUAACUUUCAUCCUCGCCCAGGUCACAAUGUUGUUUGAUAUCAAUCGCAUCGCCUCUUUUAUAACCAUGAUAUACUUGAUGACCUUUCUAGUUACCAAUCUGGCCUGUUUUCUGCUAAAAAUUGGGUCCGCACCCAAUUUCCGACCAUCUUUCCAUUACUUUAAUUGGCAGACAGCAGCCGCGGGAACCCUGGUUAGCGGCAUCAGCAUGUACUUUGUGGAUGGUCUAUACGCCACUGGUGCCGUCAGCGUUCUGUUCGUUUUAUUCCUGCUGAUUCACUACACAUCACCACCCAAGCCAUGGGGAGAUGUCAGCCAGAGCUUGAUCUAUCAUCAGGUGCGGAAAUAUCUGUUGCGUCUACGUCAAGAGCAUGUCAAAUUUUGGCGACCGCAGAUUCUUCUAUUUGUGAGCGAUCUUGAUCGACAGUACAAAAUGGUCUCUUUUUGCAACUCUCUGAAGAAAGGCGCAUUGUUUGUAUUGGGCCACGUUAUUGUCACCGAGGACUUCUCUUCGGCCGUUCCAGAGGCCCGUCGACAGCAAACCGCAUGGACUAAGUAUGUUGAAUACUCCAAGAUCAAAGCCUUUGUCAACAUUGCCAUUGCCCCCGCCGCAGAAUGGGGUAUGCGAAACAUUGUUCUCAACUCAGGACUGGGGGGUAUGCGACCCAAUAUCGUGGUGAUCGAUCAGUUUCGAGAGGACCAGUCUCUAGUGGAAACAUUGUCUCUGAGCAGUAACUCUAAGGCAAGACGUCGCUCAUCAGUUUUUGGCUUAAAGCGAGAGGUAUCAGACGAAUCUGGGAUACCGGCAAAGCCCAUGAGCAACCAAAGCUACGUGACAGUCCUUGAGGACCUUCUGUUUAAGCUUCGUAUCAACGUUGCUGUGGCUAAAGGAUUCGAGGAUUUGGAGCUGCCGGACCCUCACGGCCGUCACACAAAAAGGUAUAUCGACCUCUGGCCCAUCCAGAUGUCAGCGGAGCUAGGAGCCGACAUUGAGAGUAAGCAAAAUGUCUUGACCACCAAUUUCGAUACUUAUACCCUCAUCCUGCAACUGGGCUGCAUUCUCAACACCGUUCCAUCGUGGAAGAAGACAUAUAAGUUGCGGGUGGCGGUGUUUGUUGAGUAUGAGACGGAUGUGGAGGAUGAAAGGGGACGCGUCGAAGCUCUUCUGGAUAAGUUACGCAUUGAAGCUGAAGUCCUUGUCUUCUGGCUUGCAUGCGGAGACUUGAAGGCAUACCGCAUUAUAGUCAACGGAGAUACCUCUUCAGAGAUUGCCGAUGGCCAAGAUCAUGUUCAUUCCGUUCUUCAGGAUGAGGAAUGGUGGCAAGGAGUUUUGCGAGCUCGCAAUAACUCCCCAAACCAGGCAGUUGACGCGAUUGGUGAUGACAUGCGUUUGGAGAGAGCGGCUACGUGGCAGGUACCCUCGAGCAUUGACAGCGGAAACCGACCAUAUCAACAGGCGACCGGACUCAGGAGACUGAUCCAGUCCAAUAAACGCAGACGAUCCAUAUCGAGCUAUAGGGCAAUGGGAGGUGUCAAUCUAGGGAUGCAAAUCAACCGUCUUGAUAAGAGAUUUGUUGACGACAAUGGGGACUUCUCGAGCAGUGAGAGUAGCAGUGACAGCGAAUUGGAUCCAUACACUAGCGAUCCCGAGUUUGGUGACGAGGACCAGGACGAGGUUGCCAGCAAUCGGAAUGGCACUUCGCAAUUGCUCCGUUCCAAAAGUGACGACCAAAAACCUGAUGCGAGUCCAUCGACUCGUCCAAUGGCGCAAGACUUUGCUAGCCAAGCAAUUCCUUCCAUAAUAACCGAAGACAAUGCAUCCCCCAAAAGCAAAUCACCAGCUCCUGGCCUAGCCCGUCCCAAACGUCCGGGUAUGAGCCGUUCUGCAUCCAGCAAUCGUUUUAGCUCCUCUCCGAUCCCGGAAGCCAAGGUGAACACGGGAGCAGACGAGGCCGGCCCGUCAAUCAUGUUCGCACAGAAUGCAUCACCGCCUCGCUUUGCGCAGAAACUCGAGUCUAUCUACGCACGGCGCCCCUCGGCCGCCUCGGCUACCUCUCCCAGUGCACAGAGCAGCCAAACGGCGUCCGGGUUUCCAGGUCCAGCCUCGAUUCCGCUGUCCUUCAACGAUCUUCCUAGUCGGGCACAGCAUCUCAUUCUCAACGAGCUGAUGGUCCAGCAAAGCAGCGAGACAGCUGUAAUUUUUACGACACUACCGUCGCCAGUCGAGGGAACAUCUCUCCGCGAACAGGACAGUGCCUCGUACUUGAGUGACCUGGAGGUACUGUGGCAAGGAUUACCUCCGUGUCUGUUGGUUCACAGUAAUAGCAUGACUGUGACGAUGAAUCUAUGA